Molecule: messenger RNA, 3150 nt
Organism: Debaryomyces tyrocola
Lineage: Eukaryota; Fungi; Ascomycota; Pichiomycetes; Serinales; Debaryomycetaceae
Source: the annotation of a GenBank genome assembly
AUGUCUGCUGCCAGUGAAUCUAAAUACUCUGCUGAAGUGCUUUCCGAAUUAUUAAGCAAACUUCAAGUUGCUGAUAAUAAGGAAGAAGCUGCUGCUAAUGUUGCUUCUUUCUUGAACUCGUCGAUUGUCGAACAUGAUGUUCCAGAACAAUUCUUCCAAGACUUGAAGAAACAAAUUGGUAACAAGAAAGAUGAUGUUAGCAUUGCUGCUUUGAGUGCUUACGCACACAUUGCUUCAUCCAACGCAUUAUCACCAUCUGUUGAACCAUACAUUGUCGCUUUGGUUACUGAUGUUGCUGCUAAGGCUGGUGACAAGAACAAGGAGAUUCAAUCUGCUGCCUCAGAUGCUUUGUUUGCCAUCGCUCAAGCUAUUACCCCAACAGCUGUUAAGGCUUUAUUACCAGCCUUAUUGGACAGCUUGGUUAACACCAACAAGUGGACCGAAAAGAUUGCCAUCUUGAGAUCGCUCUCCCAAUUGGUUGACACCGCUAAGGACCAAGUUGCUUUAAGAAUGCCGGAAUUAAUUCCAGUCUUAUCUGAAGCUAUGUGGGAUACCAAGAAGGAAGUCAAGGAAGCUGCUACCAACACCAUGACCAAGUCCACCGAAACCAUCGACAACAAGGAUAUCGAAAAGUUCAUUCCAAAGUUGAUCGAAUGUAUUGCCAAGCCAACCGAAGUUCCAGAAACCGUCCACAUCUUGGGUUCUACCACUUUCGUCUCCGAAGUUACUAUGGCUACUUUAUCCAUCAUGGCCCCAUUAUUGUCUAGAGGUUUAGCUGAACGUGAAACCGCUAUCAAGCGUAAGGCUGCUGUUAUUGUUGAUAACAUGUGUAAAUUAGUCGACGAUCCACAAGUUGUUGCCCCUUUCAUGGACAAAUUAUUACCUGCUUUAAAGGCUAAUUUCUCCACCAUGGCUGACCCAGAAGCCCGUGAAGUUACCAACAGGGCUUUGAACACCUUAAGAAGAGUUGGUGAUAUCAAGGAAGGUGACGUUAUUCCAGAAGUCUCCACCGCCGGUGAUAUUCCAGUUACCUUAGGUGUUUUCCAAGAAUUAUUAAAGGGUAAGAACAUUGCUUCAAGAUUCGACCCAGCCUUGAACUAUAUUGCUGCAAUUGCUGGUGACUUGAUCGAUGAAAGAGCCAUCAACCCAGACACUUGGAUCCAAAACUUAUUGCCAUUUGCUACUAUUUUCUUACACGAAAAGGAAGCCAAGGAAAUCAUUGAAGAAUUCAGAAAGAGAGCUAUUGACAACAUCCCAGCUCCACCAUCAUUCGAAGAUGAAGAAGAUGAAGGUGAAGACUUAUGUAACUGUGAGUUCUCGUUAGCUUACGGUGCUAAGAUCUUGUUGAACAAGACUCAAUUCAGAUUAAAGAGAAACAGAAGAUAUGGUUUAUGUGGUCCAAAUGGUGCCGGUAAGUCUACCUUGAUGAGAGCUAUUGCUAACGGUCAAGUUGAAGGUUUCCCAACCCAAGAAGAAUGUAAGACUGUUUACGUCGAACACGAUAUCGAUGGUACUCACGCUGAUACCACCGUUGCCCAAUUCGUUCUUGAAGAUGGUGAAGUCGGUUUAACCGAAGAAGUUGUUGUUUCCAAAUUAAGAGAAUUCAACUUCACUGACGAGAUGAUCUCUAUGCCAAUUCAAUCCUUAUCUGGUGGUUGGAAGAUGAAAUUAGCUUUAGCUAGAGCCGUCUUAAAGAACGCUGAUAUCUUAUUAUUGGAUGAACCAACUAACCAUUUGGAUACCGUUAACGUUGCUUGGUUAGUCAACUACUUACAAACAUGUGGUAUUACUUCCAUUAUUGUUUCCCACGAUUCCGGUUUCUUAGAUAAUGUUGUUCAAUAUAUUAUCCACUACGAAGGUUUCAAGUUAAGAAAGUACAAGGGUAACUUAUCCGAAUUCGUCAAGAAGUGUCCAUCCGCUCAAUCUUACUACGAAUUAGGUGCCUCUGACUUAGAAUUCAGCUUCCCAGAACCAGGUUUCUUAGAAGGUGUUAAGACUAAGCAAAAGGCUAUUGUCAAGGUUUCCAACAUGACUUUCCAAUACCCAGGUACAAACAAGCCUCAAAUUCAAGAUAUUAAUUUCCAAUGUUCUUUAUCUUCUAGAAUUGCCGUUAUUGGUCCAAAUGGUGCUGGUAAAUCUACCUUGAUUAACGUCUUAACUGGUGAAUUAUUACCAACUGAAGGUGAAGUUUACGUCCACGAAAACUGUCGUAUUGCUUACAUUAAACAACACGCUUUCGCUCAUAUUGAUAACCAUUUAGACAAGACUCCAUCUGAAUAUAUCCAAUGGAGAUUCCAAACUGGUGAAGAUAGAGAAACUAUGGACAGAGCCUCCAGACAAAUCAACGAAGAUGAUGAAACUUCUAUGAACAAGGUCUUCAAGAUUGAAGGUACUCCAAGAAGAAUUGCUGGUAUCCACGCCAGAAGAAAGUUCAAGAACUCUUACGAGUAUGAAUGUUCUUGGAUGUUGGGUGAAAACAUCGGUAUGAAGAACGAAAGAUGGGUCCCAAUGAUGUCUGUUGAUAACGCUUGGUUACCAAGAGGUGAAAUCAUGGAAACUCACUCCAAGUUAGUCGCCGAAGUCGAUAUGAAGGAAGCUUUAGCCUCCGGUCAAUUCAGACCAUUAACCAGAAAGGAAAUUGAAGAGCACUGUGCUAUGUUGGGUUUGGAAACUGAAUUAGUUUCUCACUCCAGAAUCAGAGGUUUAUCUGGUGGUCAAAAGGUUAAGUUGGUCUUAGCUGCUUGUACAUGGCAAAGACCUCAUUUAAUUGUCUUAGAUGAACCAACUAACUAUUUGGAUCGUGACUCCUUAGGUGCUUUAUCCAAGGCUUUGAAGGCUUUCGCUGGUGGUAUUGUUAUCAUUACUCACUCUGCUGAAUUCACCAAGGACAUUACUGAAGAAGUGUGGGCUGUCUUAGACGGUAAGAUGACUCCAUCCGGUCACAACUGGGUUCAAGGUCAAGGUGCAGGUCCAAGACUUGAAAAGAAGGAAGAUGAAGAAGACAAAUUCGAUGCUAUGGGUAACAAGAUUGCUGCUGCCAAGAAGAAGACUAAGUUAUCUUCUGCUGAAUUAAGAAAGAAGAAGAAGGAAAGAAUGAAGAAGAAGAAGGAAUUAGGUGAUGCCUACGUUUCUGAAGAAGAAGAUUUCUAA